AUGGAAAAUGAAAACAUUCUCAAACAGAAGCAGAAGCUAGAGGUAUUUGAUAUACUCAAGGAAGCUCUUAUGAUAUCUGUUAGAAAUCUCAACUUUAUCAUCUUCACCUUUCUUACCUCUCUUCCUCUCUUUUGUAUAACAGUUUACUUUGAAAUUCAACUUCAAGAAUUAGUUGAAACUUUUUUUAUUAAUAUUCCAGAGGAGGUUCACUAUGGAUACUUUAAUUCUAUGCUAGAUCGUAUGAAUAAGGAUUAUAAUUACUCUAAGUUGAUUCAACUUGGUUUGAUUUAUAUAUUUCCUCUCCAAAUUCUUGAGUUUGGAACUGCAAUUGUUACUAUAGACUUGGCUUCAAAGCUAAAUUCACAAGAGAAGAAAAUGACCCUUAAGGAGAUGUUUGAAAAACCUCUUGAUUCAACAAAACUAAGAGGCUCAUUUCUAACUUUCAUCUAUGUUGUUUUCUUGAUAACCACUCAUCAACUUGGAUUACUAUGGAUAGUUAUAAAUUACCAUAUUUGCUUGAAGGAUUUCAAUUUUGUGGUUUUUCCUGUGAUUUGCAGCUUGUUGUUUGCAAAGGUGUUAAUGAUGUAUUUAGAAUGGAGUUCUAUGUGGAGUAUGAGUAUUGUAAUCUCAAUUUUGGAGGGUAUAUAUGGUAUUGAUGCAUUAGCACUCUCUAUUAAUUUUAGCAGAGGGUGUCACAGAAAAGGGCUUUUUUUGAUGCUGAUUUUCUUUGCGUGGGGACAAUUUUUAAGAUUUUCUUGCUACCAUAUUAGAGGCUAUGAACAAGGAAAUGGAACUUUUAUACAAGUUGGGUUGUUCUGCAUCGUGAUUCCAUUGAAAUGGGUAGUUUUCAUGAUAUAUUUCAAUGAUUGCAAGGAGAGAUACUUGAAAAAGAAAAUGGAUGUGGAAUCAGGAAAAAAUGUUAGUUCAUCAGAAGUAGGUUUGAGGUAGUUUUAUGGUUAUGCAGCCUAUUUAAUAUGAUUAAAUAAUAAAUGUUAUUAACUAAUGUUAUGUGAUUAGUUUGUUUAUAGCUGCAAUGAUAUUAGUUGCAUUCUAUGUUGAUUUAAUCAUGCCAAAGUAUAAUAACAUAAGACAGAUUCUAAAACAAGUCAUUUUGGCCUCCAUUCUAAAACAAAUCAUCUUUAUUCUUCAUUUAUAACUAGAAUAUCGUAAGUUGUCUUCUUGUUCUGCUAUUUGCAUUUUCCUGGUUUACGAGGAUGAACAAAAGGGUUAUCAUUGUUAUGAACUUUAUAUUGGUCAAAAAAUACAGGUGUAACUAA
Molecule: messenger RNA, 1277 nt
Organism: Lathyrus oleraceus (garden pea)
Lineage: Eukaryota; Viridiplantae; Streptophyta; Magnoliopsida; Fabales; Fabaceae
Exons: 1
Coding region: 1-948 (315 amino acids)
Source: RefSeq, a predicted model, not a curated record